UACUCUCUGCGCACACGAUGUCGCCCUGCUUUCAUCCUCUGAUCUGACAGAUGGCUUCAGCUCCCCAUUGCAGCACAUUGGAGACCGGGAUGCGCUUGAAAGCAGUCUAACUGGCAACGGAUCUGCCGUUCGCAAUUCUUUCAAAGGCGACAACGUGCAAGGCCCGUACAGCAAGUUCUCAUCUCCAGUAACGCGAAAAAAUGAAGCUCUUCUAUGGAAAGAAGCCUGGAGCAAUAGCCAUGCCACCGACCGCAAACCCAUCGUCAGACCUGCGUUUCCAGAUUCAGUCCGUGACCGUUCGCCUGUCGUUGGCUUGUCAUCGAAAUUGGUGUUGAGGUCCUGCUUCCGUGUCGGGGAAGCAAUCAGCCAAGCUGGCAAAGCGAUGAAGCAAGGCCAGAACCUUCUGUUCGAGCUCUACGCUAGAGUCCUUUCUUCAGAACGCGAUGCCGUCAAGCAACAUUUCGUCUUCUCGGAUCUCUUUCAUCACCGGCCACCAUACCUGCAGGGUGAGUAUGAUGCGGCCAUCUGGAAGAACGUGGAGCUAUUCAAUUUUGAUAGCGGGCGUUUCCUGUCGACAGCAACGAUAUGUCGAUGCAUUGGUAGAAUCAAACGUAACGAGAGAGAUCAGACGUGGGUCAUGGUGGUUCUCAACAUUUGGGAGGCAACAUGGGAAGACAUUGACUGGGCUGAGGGGGUCGUCAACUCGUGAAGAAUAACUCGCCACUUCGCUUGGGGUCAUGGAGGAGAUACAAUCUCGUUGGGAGUAGUAUUCAAGAGGUAGGAAGUUCAGCAUCAGGUCCAAACGCAACAGGAUACCCAGAUGCUUGUGCAAUGCAAGUCACGCAUGUCCCGAUAUACUCAGCCAGGCAAGC
This is a messenger RNA of Paraphaeosphaeria sporulosa, 872 nucleotides long. RefSeq lists its product as uncharacterized. NCBI's taxonomy places the organism in Eukaryota, Fungi, Ascomycota, Dothideomycetes, Pleosporales, Didymosphaeriaceae. The transcript has a single exon. Bases 383 to 709 code for a protein of 108 amino acids. The record is from RefSeq and is a predicted model, not a curated record.